Penicillium lagena is the source of this 1515-nucleotide messenger RNA. RefSeq names its product putative neutral amino acid permease. Gene Ontology annotation, biological process: amino acid transmembrane transport. The record is from RefSeq and is a predicted model, not a curated record. Gene Ontology annotation, cellular component: vacuolar membrane. The coding region runs from base 1 to 1515 and encodes 504 amino acids. Lineage: Eukaryota; Fungi; Ascomycota; Eurotiomycetes; Eurotiales; Aspergillaceae. Gene Ontology annotation, molecular function: amino acid transmembrane transporter activity. The transcript has 4 exons.
AUGGCUUUCAACAACAUGGACCUUAGCAAUGGAGACGACCGCCGCGAUGACCCGGCCUACAGCGACAAGGACUUGUCUAAGCUGAAGGACUUGGACGAUCUUGAGAGCCAGGGCCGUCGCCGGAGCUCGCAUCACCAUGUCACCACCAUUGACUCGUCUUCAACGUCCGAGAGCGUCGGUCGGCAGAUCGAAAUGGAGUCGGAGAACAGCAUCAAGUAUCGCACGUGUAGUUGGCAAAAGACCGCUGCGCUGCUCUUUUCCGAGUACAUUUGUCUGGCUAUCAUGUCCUUCCCGUGGUCAUACUCCGUUCUGGGCCUGGUGCCCGGUCUGAUCCUCACUGUUGUGAUCGCGGCUGCUGUGCUGUACACUUCGCUAAUUGUCUGGAAAUUCUGUCUGCGCCACCCCGAAAUUCGCGAUGUCUGUGAUGUCGGCCAGUAUCUGUUCUGGAAUUCGAAGAUCGUUUGGUGGGUAACGGCGGUCAUGUUCCUCUUGAACAACACCUUCAUUCAGGGCUUGCACUGCUUGGUGGGUGCCGAGUAUCUCAACACCAUGACCGACGGUGCCGUUUGCACCAUCGCCUUCUCCUUCAUCAUGGCGAUGAUCUCGUGGGUUUUCUCCCUGCCGCGGACGUUCAGUGCUCUGUCCAGGAUUGCAACCUUUUCGGCCUUCUUCACAUUCGUCUCGGUCAUCAUGGCGACCGUUUUUGCUGGAAUCGAAGGGCAACCCAACAAGACUGGCUACAAGAAUACAGGACCGGCGAAGUUCCUUGUGGUCGCUGCGCCUGGAACCGGCUUCGUGAACGGAAUGAGCGCCUUCCUGAACAUCAGCUACACCUUCAUCGGCCAGAUCACCCUGCCCAGCUUCAUCGCAGAGAUGAAAGAGCCCCAGGAUUUCUGGAAAUCGGUCACCGCCGUCACCAUUGCCGAAGUCAUCGUUUUCAGCUUGGUAGGCGCGGUCAUCUACGUUUACACCGGCCAAUACACGCAGGCGCCUGCUUUCGGCUCGCUCAGCAAUGAACUUUACAAGAAAAUUUCUUUCUCGUUCAUGAUUCCGACGCUCAUCUUCCUGGGUGUGCUGUAUGCCUCUGUCUCCGCGCGCUUCAUCUUUUUCCGCAUCUUCGAGGGUACCCGCCACAAGGCCAACCACACUGUCGUGGGCUGGGCCUCGUGGGCUGGAAUCCUCUUUGCCCUCUGGAUUGCGGCCUGGAUCGUCGCCGAGGUGAUUCCGUUCUUCUCAGACCUGCUAUCGAUCAUGAGCUCUUUGUUCGAUUCCUUUUUCGGAUUCAUCUUCUGGGGCGUUGCUUACCUGCGCAUGCGGUAUAACGACCACGGCCCCCGAUUCUAUGCGGUGCGCGGUAUUCGCGGCUGGGUGGGAGCCAUCGUCAACGUCAUCUUGAUUCUGACUGGCGUGUUCUUCCUGACUGGUGGCACCUACGCUUCCGUUGAGUCAGUCGUUAUCAGUUACAAUAAUGGUGCAUUCGGCAAGCCCUUCACUUGUGCCAGCAACGCCAUUUGA